Messenger RNA from Nilaparvata lugens (brown planthopper), 5176 nucleotides. Its product is annotated as toll-like receptor Tollo. Gene Ontology annotation, molecular function: protein binding. Gene Ontology annotation, biological process: signal transduction. NCBI's taxonomy places the organism in Eukaryota, Metazoa, Arthropoda, Insecta, Hemiptera, Delphacidae. The record is from RefSeq and is a predicted model, not a curated record.
CUCGCACUGAGCACAUGUGUACGUUUCAUCCAGUCGAAUGUUGUCAGAGUUAGUAGUGCGCGCCUCCGUCUUAACGCGGUGCGAUAGCGAUGCGAUGUGUGUCUGUGGCGUGUAGUGUGCUUAGAGCAGUAUGCCGGUCCCGAGUGUGCUAUUAGUGGUGGUGCUUGUGCUGGUGCAGAGUGCGGCGUCGCUGAGCAGUGCGGCGCUUCGCUACCAGGCGCCCGACGAGUGCCGGUGGCUGGCGGCGACCGCCGAUGGCCGCGAGAGGGAGUUGUCCGCCGAGGGCGAGCUCGCCGACCAGGAGGUGGCUCUCGUCUGUCGGCUGCGAACCAUCAACUCAGAAAUCGAAAACACCAACUUCAGUGUCAUCCAAUCCCAGUACACUGUUCGGCUACGCAUUGAGUGUGCCGACAUGUUCUACUUCCAAAGUUCGCUUGCACCGGGCAGCUUUCACACGCUGACCGACCUGCGCGAUCUGUCAAUAGAGUUCUGUAAGGUGGCCAAUCUGACCGCGGGUGCGUUCCGCGGGCUGCGACAACUGCGCAACCUCACCCUGCGCACGCACAACACAGAUUGGUCGGCCAUGACGCUCGAGAUCGACGCCGACGCUUUCGACGAAGAACUCAACCUCCUCGAACGCCUCGACCUCGGCCUCAACAAUAUAUGGAGUCUACCCGAGGGCAUAUUCUGUCCUCUGCACAAUGUCGAGUUCCUCAACCUCACCCGUAACCGGAUACGCGAUCUCGAGAACUUCAAAUUCGGUGGUGCAUCAGAUGCACAUCCGAGAUGUGGUGUCAAUCUAAGAACUUUAGACUUAUCCAACAACAGUAUAGAUUCCCUUCCUUCUGCCGUCCUUUCAAAACUAUCCCGACUCCGUGAACUGAACCUACAAGGCAAUGCCAUUUCCUUCAUAGCCGACCAUGCACUGGACGGCCUGUCGUCCCUCAUCACCCUCAACCUAGCUGACAACAAACUGGUGACCCUACCUCCCGAGCUGUUCUCGGACGCGAGAGACGUGAAAGAGCUGCACUUGCAGAACAACUCUAUCAACGUGCUGGCACCGGGUCUAUUCAACGACCUCAACCAACUGCUGGUGCUCGACCUGAGUGACAACGAGCUCACUGACGAGUGGGUCAACGCCGCCACAUUCGCCGGCCUCCUGCGUCUCGUCGUCCUCAGCCUCUCCGGCAACCGCAUCACCCGCCUCGAACCCUCCACCUUCAGAGACCUCUACAGCCUCCAAAUCCUCCGGCUAGAGGACAACAACAUCGAGAGCAUAGCUGAAAACACGUUCCUAUCACUCAACAAUCUUCACACCCUCAUCCUCUCUAAAAACAAACUCACUAGAAUAGACAGCAACACGUUCAGUGGACUACUUGGACUAAGUGUUUUAUCUGUAGAUAACAAUAAAAUCGAGUACAUUGACCCUGAAGCACUGAAAAAUUCAUCCGGACUACAAGAUUUUCACUUGAAUGGAAACAAAUUGUACGACAUACCAGCUGUACUAUCAGAUAUCCCACAGUUGAAAACAUUAGACUUGGGUGACAAUCUGAUAACUGAACUGUUCAACAAUUCAUUCACAACAAUGCAAGAGCUGGUUGGAUUACGUUUGACUGAGAACAACAUAGGAAAUAUUACAAAAGGUGUUUUUGAUAAAAUGACUUCAUUGAAAAUUUUGAACUUGUCUAGUAAUAAAAUACAGAAAAUCGAAACCGGAUGCUUUGAUAAUAAUAAAAACUUGUUAGCUAUAAGAUUGGAUGGAAACUAUUUGACUGAAAUCAAUGGACUGUUUGGAAAACUCCCGAAUCUAGUGUGGUUGAACAUUUCUGAAAACUUGUUACAGUGGUUUGAUUACGCUCAAAUACCAACAGGACUUCUGUGGUUAGAUAUACAUGGGAAUCAAAUAGCUGAACUUGGAAAUUACUUUGAGAUUGAGAGCCAGCUGCAUCUGACAAUGUUUGAUGCCAGUCACAAUAAACUAGCAGAAAUAACAGGCAGUGCAAUUCCAGACAGUGUUGAAAUCCUGAACCUUUCAAACAAUAUCAUAUCCAAAGUGCAAUCCUACACAUUCUUCAAAAAACCUAACCUCACUCGCGUUGAACUACAAGGCAAUCAAAUAAAAAGUCUAACCCAAAACUCCUUACGAAUAUCCACCAUUCCUCAUGACAAAGAAAUACCUGAGUUCUACAUAGGCAACAAUCCUUUCCAAUGUGAUUGUACAAUGCAGUGGUUACAACAGUAUAAAGUGGAUGACGAAAGAAAAACACCCAGACUGAUGGACUUGGAUACUGUUGUUUGUAAACUCCUCUACAACCGAGUGAAAUCGUUUGUUUUACUACAUGAAGCAACUCCGGAUCAAUUUCUGUGCCAAUACGAUUCGAACUGUUUUCCGUUCUGCCACUGUUGUGAUUUUGAUGCUUGUGAUUGUGAGAUGACUUGUCCCAGCAACUGUACAUGCUAUCAUGACCUGUCCUGGUCAGCGAACGUGGUCGACUGUUCAAGAUCAGGUUAUGUGGAUAGACUUCCUGAAAGAAUCCCAAUGGACUCCACACAACUAUAUCUGGAUGGCAACAACAUUAAAACAGUUGGAAGUCACAGUUUUAUUGGUAGGAAGAAGUUACAAGUUCUAUUCCUAAACAACUCUAAUAUUGAAGUGAUUCACAACAGAACAUUUAACGGAUUGAGAGAGUUAGAAAUGCUUAGAUUAGAAGACAAUAAAAUUACUGAACUGAAAGGCUAUGAGUUUGAAGGUUUGGAGAGUUUGAGAGAGUUGUAUCUGCAGAGCAAUCGAAUCACAAAUGUUCACAACACAACAUUUGUCAGUUUGACUCAGCUGAGAGUGUUGAGACUUGAAAACAACCGCAUCUCAUCGUUUGCAGUGUGGCAACUACCAACUACACUCACACAAAUUGGACUAUGGAAUCCGUGGUCGUGUCAGUGUGAAUAUGUGGAACGAUUCAGAGACUAUUUACUGUAUACGGCCCACUUUGUGAUAGACGGUGCGACAGUUCGGUGCCAUAAUUCGAGUGAUGACACUGAGGAGAGUGGUUUCAAUGUGAUUAAGGACAAUGUCACAUCUUGUAUCAGUUACAAUAUCAGUAAUUUCAUUGAGACAAGUGAGAAUGAUAACAGAACAGCUACCACAAUAAUACAAAGACAGGAAAUACAAGACUAUAUACCUUUAGUUGUGGCAACACUGGCUGUGUUCUUUGUUAUCAUAGUUGUGACGUUUGUUGUGUUUGCGUAUAGACAAGAGAUGCGUGUCUGGUUGCACUCGAGGUUCGGUGUGCGACUGUUCUACAGGACGAGUGAGAUAGAGAUGGACGACAGGGACAAGUUGUUCGAUGCAUUUGUCAGCUACAGUGCAAAAGACGAGGCGUUCGUCGCUGAGGAGUUGGCUCCAGUGCUGGAGAACGGCGACCCGCCCUACAAGUUGUGUCUGCAUUACAGGGAGUUCCCGAUGGGGGGAUUCCUGGCAGACACCAUAGCCCAAGCGGUGGAGUCGUCGCGACGCACCAUCAUGGUGCUGUCCGAGAACUUCAUCAAGUCGGAGUGGUGUCGGUUCGAGUUCAAGUCGGCCCACCACCAGGUGCUGCGAGAUAGGCGGAAAAGGUUGAUAGUCAUCCUAUUGGGUGAGGUGCCCCACAAAGACCUCGACCCCGACAUAAGACUGUACCUGAAGACAAACACCUACCUGCAGUGGGGCGACAAGCUCUUCUGGGAGAAGCUCAAGUUCGCGCUUCCCGACGUGCCCAACAACCAGAGGCCCAGGAACAACCAGCACCAUCAUCAUCAUCACCAUCACAUGCACAGGCACCAUAACCGCAACCACCACAACCACAUCAUCCAGAUGCAACAACAACUGCAGCAACAACAGCAGCAGCCGCCAUCCCAACAACAGCAGACCAACACCGCCAGGAGUAUGGCCAUCCACAUCUAGUGAAAAUUGUUGUUGUUCUUUAGUGCUUAAGUGAAUCAAAGUGAUGUAAAAGUUGUAAAUAUGUUGUAAAAACAACAGUCCUGUGCAGUGCCUUGUCAAUAUUGGAUUAUGUGCAAACGGUGAUGAUAACCUGUGUUAAAAGUAUAAAUAUGUAAGUAGAAACAAAUUUUAUACAUAAUGUACAUAAAUAAUUUAAUCGUAUUUCGGAAACGCGAUGCAAAAAUACUAUAAAUAUAUAAAUAGCUAGCUUAUCCCGCGAAAUUUGUAAAUAUUGUAUCAUAAUAUUUUUGUUCGAUUCGAGACUUUGUUUUUGAAACGUGAAUUAUUUAUAUUUGAGUCAUAAAAAUGAAAAUAGAUAGCUUGUUUUGAAUAAUGUAAACUAAUAACGUGUUUUGUAAAUUUUGUUUGUUUUAAAUUUCAUUUCAUGGCAAAAAUAACUUUUAAUCCCUUGGUGCUAGAGAAAUACCUGUAAAUUUCAUCUUGAGAUUGAUUUUACAUUCCUUUUAAAAAUAUAUAUUUCAAUUUGAAACAAAUUAAGUAUUCGAAGAGCAUUAGUAAAAUAGAGAAAUAAAAAAAUACCGGUGCUUUUGAUAAUGGUAAAUAGAUAACCGGUGGCAAUGAUAAAUAAUAUAAAUUAUUCAUUUCAGCUUUCCUAUGUUCUGCUACUCUGCUAAGAUAAAUAAAGUAACAAUUUUAGAAUAAUGAAAAAGCUAAAAAUGACAGAAUAGAGUUUCUUGAUUUAGGCUACUGAGAACCAAUCAUUUUCAAGUGUAUGUGAGUAAUUGAUAUUCAAGCCUAAAGUUAAACACUACGUCUAUACUGAAUCAAUUUCAAUUUCUGUCCUUUUUUAUAGGAGAAAUGAUAUCUAUUAACAGCAACAAUAUGAAAAGCACCGGUAUUUUUUUAAUUAAUUAAGAUCAAACAUUCAAUUGAUUAAUACUGCCAGCAAUAUUAGGGUCCCUAUGUUUGUUAUUAUUUGCCAAUUGUUAUUUAUUAUUUUUUCAGUUGAUGAGAAGUCAGAAUGUAUUAUUUAAAUCGUUUGAUUAGGGAUUUUAGAAGACAAUGCUCGCAAUGACUGAGACCCCCUUUAAAAGUGUGAUAUUUAUGUAAGUUAGUGAUGUAUUUUGAACACUAGAUGUUAAAAUUGAAUAUAUUAUAUAAAUAUGAAUAGAAUUAUAUAUUGAAAAUCAAUUUACUGUGGGAAAAAUGAAAAAAUAAACCCCAUAUUGAAAUUUA